AUGUCGUCCGUAGUAAAAUGGUCGUGUCUCCUGGCGCUGGCGGUCCUGCUGUUCGACGCCGGGCCCGCCGUCGGGUCCGCCGUUCCGCGCGCGCCGGUCGCGGCCGGGGCGAUCGGGUCCCGGCGAAACGACCCGCCGUGCGCGACCGCGACCGAAGGCCCGGCGACGUGCCUGUUCAAGGGCCUGCUGAAAAACGCGCUGCUGUACGCGACCCGCCGCCGGCAAGCACACGACACCGGCGGCGCCGGCACCGCCUUGCGUCCCAAAGGCAUCGAGGACUACCUGUUCGACCAGAUUCAAAACCUAAUUGGACUGUUCUCGUUCGGUUUCGAGUUGCCCGCCGAAGUCACGGCCCCGUGGACGAUGCUCAAGUCGUCGUUGUUUAACGGUAAGUGUCGUGUAAACCGAACGGACAAUACGGGAAAUGAAUCUAUAAUAUUGCAAUUGGAAUUCGAACGUCUCUAGCGCCCGUCCGUCUACAUGUACCGGGUGGUCCAUUUAGGCGGGCACACUCAUUGUCUUGGAAAUUAUUGACAUUUUUCGGAAUUUGUUUUCUAGAACACUUAAGAAAUAAGCAGCUCUACAGUUUUACAUUUUUUUUCACCCUUAUUUUCGGGGGUAGGACGACUGCCAGCUACUUUUGAUUUUCAAAUGGCAACCUAUGUUAAAAAAAAUCCAUAAACAAAUGCAACAUUAGUUUAAAUAAAUUUCGAUGUUGACAUUUUUGAUUUCCGUCAAGCCGUUAACGAGAUAUUCCGCUUUCAAGUUUGGAUCGUAUGAGAAUAGUGGUGCAUUAUUAACACGCCGUCCGCCGUACCGCCAUUAAGAAUUAAUGUAAUUAAAAUAAAGAAUAAUCCGUAUCAAUUUCGAUAAAAAUGAUUGCAGCGAAUUUUAUGAGCUGCUGAAGAUAUUAAUUUUAAUUAUAAACAAUAUCAUGUACGGUACAGUUUUAUAAAUUACUACCAGAAGAAUUAUGAAAAAGACAUAUUAUUUCAAUUUCACAAAACACAUAUUUUAACCAAUUACAGCAAAAUAAAUAAUCAAUAGCUAAAAUACACCUUACCCGCACAUAGUACCUAUUGUAAUACAAUAAGACAAAUUACUAGCAAAACAUAAACAUAACACUUUUCUACAACCUCUUCUGGAUUUAUCUGUCUAUAAGUAUAAUUUACAAAAUUCGAUAAAGUUAAUAAUUAGGAAUACCAUUUAUCGUAGCAAUUAAAUAAAGCAAUGAAAUAAAAUUUAAUUUCAAGAAAAAAUACAUAAAUUUAAUGGGCGAAAAUUUGACAUUAGAAAAAAAAAUUAUAAACGAAAAAUUCCGAAAAUUGACUUGAGCCUUUCCCCCCCCCGAUACCGAACACAAGAGUUCUAACAUUUUUUUUGACUAGCCGUUUUGUGAAUUCCUAUAAUGUGUCAACGACGCUGUCCCAGAAAUACGAGUACAACCGUUGAACUACUAUACGUUUUGUUUUUUUCCACUGUAGGCCGAGGAAAAAAGAACAAAAACAUGGGUCCCAUGUUGGCCGCCGGCGCGGCCAUGAUAGUCGGCACGUUGAUGCCGCUGGCGUUCGGCGCUCUCUUCAUGUUGGCAGGUAAAGCCAUAAUGACCAGUAUGCUGGCCAUCACCAUAUCCGGCAUGCUGGGCCUGAAGACGAUGUUCGGCAAAUCGGAGUCCGUCCAGGCGGUCAAGUCUCUCUCGGCGCCGGCGCACCCGCUGCACUAUAACUCGGAGGCGCUUUACGAACAGGAAUCGACCGCGUACCGCAACAAUAAGGGACAGACCGAGGCGAAAGUCACAGAUUCCGGGACAGACUUCUUCGCGGGCGAGUCCAACACCAACGUGCACCGGGGCUAUUACAACGAUCCGAAACAGACGCAGCAGAGCCGUGGCGACGGACCGAAUCGACCGCAAUGGGACGUGGCCAACUCUGCAAAAUCCAUCAGCAACGACGGAGACUUCAACAAAAUCACGGCGGAGAAGAACGACGGCGCGUUUUGA
Messenger RNA from Cinara cedri, 1999 nucleotides. NCBI's taxonomy places the organism in Eukaryota, Metazoa, Arthropoda, Insecta, Hemiptera, Aphididae. The record is from the annotation of a GenBank genome assembly.